Exophiala mesophila is the source of this 3308-nucleotide messenger RNA. RefSeq lists its product as uncharacterized. The record is from RefSeq and is a predicted model, not a curated record. The transcript has a single exon. The coding region runs from base 99 to 2348 and encodes 749 amino acids. Gene Ontology annotation, cellular component: fungal-type vacuole membrane. Lineage: Eukaryota; Fungi; Ascomycota; Eurotiomycetes; Chaetothyriales; Herpotrichiellaceae. Gene Ontology annotation, molecular function: oligopeptide transmembrane transporter activity.
ACACGACGACGACCUCCAACUAUGGUCAACGUCAAUAUCCUUGACAAUCUUCCAAGUAAUCUCUAACCCAAUCCCAAUACCUUGGUCCAUCUCAACACAUGGCUCCUGACCGGGGUUUAUCCCAUUCUCCCUCCCGUUCCGACUCUCCCCCGUCUUCUCAUCACCGCUCCAUGUCCUCCUCCUCACAUUCUGAACCUCCUACCCACAACCCUCACCAGGCACGACAAACCACUCUAGCAAAACCCCGCUCCGACCAUGCGUGUUACGGCUCCUCUCCAGAUCAAGAUGCCGCAUUAGACGGCACCAACUUUACCUUGCGUGGCCUACUUGUCGGCACUGGCAUCGGCAUUAUUAUCUGUUUCAGUAAUACAUACUUUGGCCUCCAAACCGGAUGGGUCUCCGGUAUGGCGAUGCCCGCCUCACUGAUCGGAUUCGCCGUCUUCAAGGCCCUGUCUCCCUACCUGUUGGUCCCGUUUACCCCCGUCGAGAACGUCCUGGUCCAAACAGUCGCUGGUGCCGUUGGAACAAUGCCUCUGGGACUCGGCUUCGUUGGCGUCAUGCCCAGCCUAGAAUUUCUCUUGAAAAAGACAGAGGGUGCCCCUAUAGAUCUCAGUCUGUGGAGGCUGUGUGUUUGGGGCGUCGGACUUUGCUUGUUCGGCGUGGUCUUUGGCAUCCCUCUGAGAAAGCAGGUCAUCAUCCGGGAACGGCUCAAGUUUCCCUCUGGAACGGCCACCGCCCUUAUGAUUAGUGUCUUGCACGGCGGCUCCAAGUCCCGCGAAGCCAAGGAUGGAGAGAUAGAAACCCACGGCACCCAAGAACGCGAAGAACUGCUGAGGCCUGACGAACGCGAAGAGCGUGCCCAGUCCGACUCACAGUCGACCGACCAUGAUACUCGCGCCGACUGGAAGAGACAAAUUCGUCUGUUGCUCCUUGCCUUUUCCGGCUCUGGCGCUUAUACUUUCUUCCAAUACUUCAUCCCGCUUCUCCACAAACUACCCAUCUUUGGAAUGAACCUUGCUCGGAAUUGGGAAUGGACCCUCAAUCCAUCCCCUGCCUAUGUUGGACAAGGCAUCAUCAUGGGCCCUGCGACCACCUUCCACAUGCUUCUCGGCGCUAUAGUCGGCUGGGCCAUCCUGAGUCCAGUCGCAAAACAAAACGGUUGGGCUCCUGGAUCCGUCGACGAUUGGGAGCACGGAAGCAAGGGAUGGAUCGUGUGGGUCAGUUUGGCCAUCAUGUUGGCAGACGCCGUGGUAAAUUUAGCCUGGCUAAUUCUACGGCCCAUGAUCAAAUAUGGCCCCGAAUGGUUCCGGUCCACCCUCGAUCACUAUCAUCACUCCUCCUCCUGGCCCGACUUUUUGCUGGGACGACACUUCUCUGGCUACCUUGCGUUGGAUAACUCUCCAUCUUCGAAUCCGGUUUCCGCGUCGCCAGGUCAAAACCGUGACUCUGAUGACGUCCCAGACGAUGCACCACCUCAUCACCUGGUCUCCAACAAAAUGGUUGCUAUCCUCCUUCCCUUGACAAUUCUGCUAUGUGUCGUUUGCAUCCACGUAACAUUUGGCGCAUACAUACCCAUAAGUCUCAACAUCCUCGCCAUUCUUUUGGCACUCGUUCUUUCCAUCAUGGGAGUGCGUGCUUUGGGAGAAACAGAUCUCAACCCCGUGAGUGGCAUUUCUAAAUUGACUCAACUUGUCUUUGCUCUCAUUACUCCGAGUGUGGCUCAUGCAAAUCACGCCAUCAUCAUCAACCUUCUUGCUGGCGCCGUGAGCGAGUCAGGCGCUUUGCAAGCGGGCGACAUGCUCCAAGACCUCAAAGCUGGCCAUCUGAUCGGGGCCAGCCCCAAAGCCCAGUUCUAUGGUCAACUGUUUGGUAGCGUGGUGGGAGCCUUUGUGUCUGCUGCCGUGUACAAGCUCUACGUUUCAGUUUACACGAUUCCGGGUGAAUUGUUCCAAAUCCCCACCGCCUUCGUGUGGAUCUUUACUGCCCGGUUGGUCACAGGAGAAGGACUGCCACCAAUGGCCUGGCGAUUCGCUGUCGUCGCCGGCGCCAUAUUCGUUCUCACCACCACGCUCCGGAUCUACCUCCUUGCGCAUCGCGAGACGAGUCCCCGAUGCAAACGGCUUCAUUCGUGGAUUCCCGGUGGAAUCGCCGUCGCCGUAGGCAUGUACAACACCCCCAGCUUUACUUUGGCCCGAACCGUUGGCGGAGUGGUGAGUCUUUGGUGGGUCCACUUGAAAGGUCGCGGCGAGACACGGGUGAUUGUCCUUGCCAGCGGACUUAUCCUGGGUGAGGGUGUGGUCAGCAUCGUCAACCUCAUUAUGGCGAGCCUAGGGGUUCCUCAUUUGUGAAACAGCCGUGUCAUGAAUGUAACGAUUGCUGCAACGGGUGGUCUAUCGAAAUUCUGGAAUUUUUCAUCGCAUUCUCCUUGAAUAUAACCAGACCGAAGCAUUUCCGCACGGUCGGGGAUAUGGUUUGGGGGGAAGAUGCAGAUCCUUCAAAAUAGAUAAUAUAGGCGAUCUGCAUGCCAGGGUUGAUAUCAGUACAUCUCAGUCAGCUCACCUGAUGUUCGACCGCCCCGGUGUCGUCGCCUUGAGGCAUAGCCAUGACCUCGAGUAUCAGAUACCAGAGAUGGUUGUGCUACUCGGUUAUGGUCGGUUAGUUGGCGUUCACUGAUGGUCUGGGUUGGUAUUUGCAACGUCCUUACCUAUCUCACAGACUGCAUACAAACAUGCAUACUGUAUCCAUGGUGGUGUGGCUCGGAUCUAAUCACCGAUGCGCGCCUCGGUUCCCAUUAUGAUGAACGGCUUGGGAGUACCCUGGCAGUCGGGAAGAAGGCGACACUGGGGGACAGGAGUAUUACUGGCAGAAGAUGAGCUGCAGCAUGCCGCAACCCCAAAGGAAGGCUUGCAUAUAUCGUCCAACCCAAUUGGUCAAGGGUUGAUUGCUCGGACGAUCAAAUGGGCGAUGAACGAGGAAUGAGGGGUGUUCAGUCGCGGGUUCUGCCCUCAUGUGGACGUAUAUGCGAUCCUGACUCACCAGCAAACAUGGCGUAGUCAGCUACUUUCUCGUCCGUGAUCUCGGCCAGAAUUCGGCCGGCAGCGGCAAAGAUGUGUAAGGAGCUUGCGCAUCGUCGUUCGGUUAUUCAGCCGACGAGCAUCAUAACUGUACAUACCUAAGGUACAUACUCGUUCAGGGCCUGAUACCAAUCACCUCACCCGCCCAUACCAUAGCCGUUCGGGAGGCUCCCAGAGGUUGAAUUAGGCUCUUGCCUGAGAGCAUCAACAAGAAUGAUACUUGACUUUAGGUAC